This is a messenger RNA of Drosophila innubila, 4681 nucleotides long. RefSeq lists its product as uncharacterized. The transcript has 8 exons. Gene Ontology annotation, molecular function: protein binding. The record is from RefSeq and is a predicted model, not a curated record. The coding region runs from base 1821 to 3302 and encodes 493 amino acids. NCBI's taxonomy places the organism in Eukaryota, Metazoa, Arthropoda, Insecta, Diptera, Drosophilidae.
UGUAGUUUACGCGUCGGUCGCAGCACAACGCAGCAUACGAACAGGCGGACAAGUGUGUCCAGAGAGCAAGUGUAAAAUAUCAAAGACAAAGAGAGAGAGAGAGAGCGUGAGAGUCAGGAAGAAAGGCAAAGCGCAGUCAGUGAACAUUGACAGUGUUUAGUCUUGUGUUAUCAACGGCGGCAAAGUCACGUUGACAGGUAACAGAGUGGAGUGAAUGUGGCUAAGCCGGCGGCAAAAAGCCACAAAGACCAAAGUAAAUUAACAACUUAAAAGCUACAAUAUAUGAUAUACUCGUAUGAAAGUAAUACAAACAUGUUUUUGAUAAGUGCUUGUCUAUAUACCUGUAAUUGUGUGUAAGCUGUCUGUGUGAGUGUAGUGUAAGAGUGUGUGUGUCUGUGUCUCUUCGCGCCUCUCAACUAACGUUCCGGACAGAGUACACAAAAAUUGAGUCUGCAAACAACAAAAAUAAACGGCAGCAAUAAUUAACGACAACAACGAGCCAAAAGAAAACAAAAAUAAAAUAAACAAAGAAGAAAUAUAUGUUCAUAUAUAUUGAAAAGAAAAUAAAAAGGAAAAAAGCGCAACAAGAGACCGAGAAAAUUACGGCUUAAAUGCUUUGGCAAUUAAGCCAAAAAUUGUUAACAAAAUGCGCAAUGCAUAAAAUUAAACAACGAACAACAACAACUAUAACAGCAACAGCAACAACAACAAUAAGAAAAGGAAUAACAACAGCUAAGCAAACAUUUAAUUUGUGGACGGGCAGGACGGCGACGACAGGUGGCACAUUGGGCCCAGCAGCGCCGUCGCCGUCGCAUUGAAUUAAUUUUCGACUUGUGGCACGAGGCAACAGCCGAAAGCAACAACAAAAGCAACAACGACAAAAUUAACACAACGGAAAUUGUCUACUUAAAAAACAGAAACAGAAACUGAAACCGAAAAUUGAAAAGUUGAAACAACUUUACAAUAGUUGCCACACGACAAAAUCAACGACAACGACAAACUGACAACAAAAGUCGCUUUUUUAUUGAUUUUAUUUACGCCCAAUAAUAAUAACAACAACAAUAACAGUUGGCAAUGAACAAUGGAAAAAGGAAAAACAUUACGACUUGCCGCUAAAAUAAAACAAAAGAAUAAAAGAAAAACAAAACUCGAACGCAAUGUGAAUAAUUUUACUCAAACGUAUCACGAAACAAAAAGAAAUAAAUAGAGAAAAACAAUAGAGAAUAAAGCGAGCGACAGAGAGAAAAGAAAGAGUUGACGUAUAACUCACAAUUUCGUUCUACCAACUUUAAUAAGACCCCACGAUGAUUCAAGACAAUGCACACACGCACAGCCCAUAAAAGUGUGCUAUUAAACUAAAAACAUAUAAAUAAAUAUUAAAUAAAAGUCAGUAAACUAGAAAAAACUUAAAAGAAAAACGAAACUCAUUCUCAAGUAAAAGUUUAAUAAAGUUUAAUUGAAUGUAAUGAAGAGGAUUGCAAUGCAUAAUUGGCAAGAAUAAACCUAAGCAAGAAGAAAGAAAAAGAACAAGUAGAAGCAGUAGAAGAAGAAGAAGUAGAAACAACAACAGUAGCAAACGACAAAGCAAGACUGAUUUUUAUGUUUUAGUUAGCUUUAUUCUUAUAACUAAACCUUCUGGCAUUACAAAACGACAACUGACAACGAAACGAAUCGAAUCGAAACGAAACCAAAACGACCAACGAAGCGGAAACCUUAGGAAAUCCGCUUCCAGGACCCAACACAAUUAUCAUCGUUAUCCUCGCUCGUCAUCAUCAGGAGUAACAACAGAAAAGUGAAACUAUUGAAGCAAUUGAAGCGCAAUGUUUGUGUUUAUUGCCGUCCUGUUGGUCAAUAGCUGUCUAGCUGGCACCAUUCCUGCCACACCGGAGAACAUCACAGUCACCUUUUUAACGCCCACCGCGGUGCGUGUGUCGUGGCAAACGCAGAUCGAUUUAAAAGCGCAUCCCAUUGAGAAAUACAUUGUGACUUAUAAGCCCACAGAUGACAGUUACAGGAUUGUACAGGAUGUGGCCGGCAGCAGCGAGGCCAUUGUCCUGGAUCGUCUGCUGCCCAGCACACAGUAUUCCCUAACUGUCACAGCCAUUUGGAUGGGCAAAAAGUAUCGCAGUGGCGGGCAGAUCAAGUUUCGCACCUUGGAUUUACCCAAGAACACAUCACAGCAGGACUUUCCGCCGGGCAUCUAUGGACGUAAUGGCUCCGGCAAUGGCAGCAUCUUUGGUGACGAUGUCACUUCCACGGCGACCAAUACUCUCACACACAGCACAACGCGAGAGUUGCCAACGAUACGUGGCGUCGAGAUUGGCAUUGUACUUAUCGUACUGAUGGUUUGGGCCGGUGCCAUAGCGUUGUUCUUCAACCGAUGGGGCAAGAUACGAAUGCUGUUGCCGUACCAGCCGGAUUACAAGCACGAGCAGCUGAAGGUGCCCGGGACGGGAGUGUGCAGUGCCAGCGGCUGCAAUGGUCAGCACUCGCAUCAGCACAUCCACAUGUUGGCCGAGGAGCGCUCCACGUCGAUAUCGGAGCGUUGCACGCGCAGUCGCAUCAACUCGGCCAUAUUCGUAUCGUCCGAGGGCCGAGGAUUCGAUUCCAUCGAGUUCCUGCGACGCCACGGCUCACAGAGUGUUCUCUGCCGCAAGGCCAAGAGUGCGGAGAAUAUCACGGACAAUGGACGCAGGAAGAGCUUGCGACCUUGGCGCACCGAUGAUGACUCCCUGCAGCAGCAGCAGCAACAGAACUCCUCCCAGGACAUUGAACUAAAGGAAUGUGGCAACAACGCCGGAGAAUUGCUUACGUUACCCGUGCUCCACGACGCCAAGCAAUCGCAGACAGCUGUGACCAGUUUGUUGGCACGUUCAUCAGCGAUUACCACGGCCAAUGUCAUAGUGGGCAGCAUUUCAUUGGAGGCACCACCGCCGUAUAUGCAGGACGAUGACACUCACUCCAUAUCGGCGUUGAUUCACAGUGAUGCCUCUGCCAUUGUGCACGACUCACAGGAUUCGGCGGAGACGGUCGAGGAACUGGUUCAUGUUCCUCUUUUGGCCAGUGCAACAGCAACGGCAUCUGUUUCCGGCGCCUCCACGCCCAGCAUUGCCAUUGAGGCAAAGCCACGUGUCCUGGUGCAUCAACGAUCAUCGACAGCUUCAUCAUCGCCGCACAACAGCCCCAAAAAUAUGGGACUGGGUCUGAAGAUAGUCAAGCCCAAGAUUAGUGCCGUGCCAAUGGUGUCCGUGUCCGGUCCAUCGCCGCCAAUUGAGAAGCCGCCGCUGGCGGAAUGUUUGUAACAAAUGGCAGCCGAAACAUUUAUCUAAAGCGCGCUCACACAAGGCAACUGGACACCCAGACCUAGACCUAGACCCACAACCGGAUUAGCACCAAGCACACACACACAAUCAUAGAACUCCCAAAGCACCCCACAUAAUCCCUUCCCCAGAUUUAUAUGAAAGGUGGUUAGAAGUAUGCCAGCUGCUCAAAUAAGUGUUUCGGUGAAGCUAUGCGAGAAGGAAUUCUACUCAGCAGGAAGUAGAAAAGUAGAACUAAAGUUAAGAGUAAGAAUAUGAGUAGAAGUAGGAAUAGAAUUAGAAUUAGGAGUAGUUAUUGUACCAAAAAAGGUCAACGCCAUGCAAGAAAGCUUUGUAUAUUCAACAACGACUGAAGUAUACACAUACGAACAUAAACCUAUUAAACGUUUAAAAGGCGUAUGUAAAUAUAUAUACACACACAACUGAUAAAUCAGCUUUAACGACAAACAAACAAGUAAACUAUCAGGCUUUAAUAUAAUGAUGAAUUUCUGGUCAUUGAAAAGACCAAACAUACUGUUGAACAAGUUAUUCUCGUUAUUGUUCUCCUAUUUAUAUAUAUAUCUAUAACAUUUACCACUUAUAUAUAUGAUGAAUAUACAUAUAUACUUAGUUAUAGCCAAAACUAGGGCAUCACACAUAUUUAUACACCACUCUAGGUACUUACACAUAUAUAUUUUCAAUGAUAGCCUCUGAUUAGAUGAGAUCCUUUGAAAUACACCCAUAUACUAUAGCUUAUAGGCACAAAAUCCGAAUGUUGCUUAUAAAGGCAAACAUAUCAAUUACCCACGACCAAAAACGAAACGUUAAAACUGUAAACUAGUCUGUAAAUUUAAUUCCUACAUAUGAUAUUGUAAUUCUUGUCAAAUAAGAAAGUGCCCAGGAUGAGUUCUAAGUGUUUUUAAAAAACUACUUGUACUUGUACGUUUUCAUGUAGCUUGUAAUUUUAAAAAUAUGAUAUAUACCAACUCAUGAUGUAUCCUUGUAGUGUUUAAGCAUGCAUUUUAAAAGAACAGUUUCACUUGAUGUACCUUUAUUUACUACAUACAAGUACUUGGGUAUAUAAAUUCUUCUAUAAUAGUGAAUAUACAUUAAAAAUUAUAAAUAGAACUGAUGGCAGAACACAGAAAUCAUUUGCUCUCUCCUUUAGGUAGUCUUUAUAUUUUAGUUAUGUUACUUAAAUUAUCAGAGCAAUACUUGCUUAUAUAUAUUCCCCAACUAUAUCUGUCUAUAUACCAAUACAAUUAACAUACAAAUGUAUCUACAAAUCAGUUAAAUCUUAUGUAAAUACACCCGCACUUGUACCUACGGUUAAUACAAACUCUUGUCCCGCUAUCAACACAGACUCCAUAACUAAAAAAAAA